AUGAAGGAAAUGGGCCCGGGUGCAUGGUGGGAGACGAUCGAUAAUGUUUGUGGGUUCCACAACUGGCGCAAGAUGGUCGAACUUGAGAACAUGUUGCUGCAUCAGAUGCUGGAAGUGAUACCAGAAGCCAUCGCCCACCACGAAGAUUUUUGCAAGUUCACGAGUGGUCUGCUUGCACAAUGUCCUGCAGACGUUUCAGCUUGGAGGACGAUGCUGGAGGAGUGGGAGGUGGAUCAUUCAAAGCCAGAUCCAUAUGUGUUACCCAAGAGCACUGUCACACUUGCCGAAGUGCAUUUGAAGCUGGCGAAGGAGGAGCAGGCGCGUGUUCAGGCAAUGCAAGAUGCGCAGUUGGAUGUGAGCCCCGGCACCUUCUUGCUAGGUGAUCAUCAUAGUGCCGACAGCGAUACGGCUUUGCACGAAGGUCUCCGAGCAUUUGCGAUGGAGCACGCUGCAAUGGAGAGGAACCUUGCUGCGAAUUUUGACUCCAAGUGGACCGUUGUAUGGCAACGCAUGCAAACCAUCCUUCGCGACCUCAAUACUGCUGUGCAGGUGCUUGAUUCGUCCUUGGAUGCUGCAAGUGAGCAGGACAAUGACAUCGAGUCUGAAGCUGUCGACCUGGAUGCUGAGAUUGAUUGUAACGUAGAGCUUGACGUCGACCUCGGACUUGAUGAAGAUCUGGAGAACGAUGUGGACCCUGUAUAA
This is a messenger RNA of Sparassis crispa, 702 nucleotides long. RefSeq lists its product as hypothetical. The transcript has 4 exons. The coding region runs from base 1 to 702 and encodes 233 amino acids. The record is from RefSeq and is a predicted model, not a curated record. NCBI's taxonomy places the organism in Eukaryota, Fungi, Basidiomycota, Agaricomycetes, Polyporales, Sparassidaceae.